This is a messenger RNA of Zeugodacus cucurbitae (melon fly), 3166 nucleotides long. RefSeq names its product N-acetylgalactosaminyltransferase 7 (gene Pgant7). The transcript is spliced from 3 exons. Bases 382 to 2148 code for a protein of 588 amino acids. Gene Ontology annotation, cellular component: Golgi apparatus. The record is from RefSeq and is a predicted model, not a curated record. Lineage: Eukaryota; Metazoa; Arthropoda; Insecta; Diptera; Tephritidae.
UGAUUGAAAUUAAUUUCGGAUUCAGCUGUGAAUAUUUACCUACCGAAAUGGAUAUACAAGAGUUUUAUUAAAACAAAUCUUUUAUAGUGCUUAUAUUUUUGUAAACAAGAAAAAUUAGUGGUAAUUUUAAUUUAAUAAACACCUUUCUUUUUCGUCGAUAAUUAAAUUUGAGUUCAGUGUAUUCGCUUGUGUUUUGUUACGCGUAUAUUUUUGUUGGUUUUAGCUUAAUCCGUUGUGUGAAAAUUGUAGGUAGAUUGAGCUGCUGUUGCGACACGUCGACACAUUUUAAUGUCGGCUGUUAGUGGAAUUGUAGCAUAUCAAGUAACAAAGUAAUAUAGCAAUUGAAAGCAUUUAUAUUACACUAAAACUUUUGUUUGUAAAAUGCGUAUAAGUAAUUUUCGUGGUGCACGUAUGUGCCGCGUAGGAUUAUGCUGCCUCAUUAUAAUGCCGCUAUUAUUUCUGCUGUUCACAUGGAACGAUACAAAGCGUGGUUUUAAUAGUUACCAUGGAAAAUUAUCGCGAUUUAACCAUCAACGAUUGGAGGGAAGACCGCAAGAGGUGCCAAAAUUAGUCGAAGGUCUUGGAAAUUUUGAGCCGAAAAAUGUGGAAGAACGUGUUGGACCCGGCGAGAAUGGUGAUGCUUAUCAACUCUCCGCCGAUAAAAAGAAUUUAGCCGAUGAAUCUGAAAUGGAAUAUGGCAUGAAUAUUGCAUGUUCCAAUGAAAUAUCCAUGCAUCGCGCAGUGCGUGAUACACGUUUGGAGGAGUGUAAACAUUGGGACUAUCCCUAUGAUUUACCUAAGACUAGUGUUAUCAUUGUGUUUCACAAUGAAGGUUUCUCAGUGCUUAUGCGCACAGUACAUUCGGUGAUCGAUCGCUCGCCCAAGCAUAUGUUACAUGAAAUAGUUUUGGUUGAUGACUUCUCUGAUAAGCAGGACUUGGGAGAGAAAUUGGAAAAAUAUUUGCAACAAUUCAAUGGUUUAGUGAAACUUAUACGAAAUGAGGAGCGAGAGGGUCUAAUUCGCACGCGUUCUAGAGGCGCACAAGAAGCGACUGGCGAAGUGAUAGUCUUCCUCGAUGCACAUUGCGAAGUGAAUACGAAUUGGUUGCCACCGCUGUUGGCGCCCAUCUAUCGUGAUCGCACCGUCAUGACUGUGCCCAUCAUUGAUGGCAUCGAUCAUAAAACCUUCGAGUAUCGGCCAGUAUAUGGCAGUGAUGCACAUUUUCGUGGCAUCUUUGAAUGGGGCAUGUUGUACAAGGAGAACGAGGUGCCCAAACGUGAGCAGCGACGACGCGCACACAACUCUGAACCCUAUCGCAGUCCCACACAUGCUGGUGGGCUUUUUGCCAUUAAUCGUGAAUACUUCCUGGAAUUGGGUGCAUACGAUCCGGGCCUGCUGGUUUGGGGUGGUGAAAACUUCGAAUUGAGUUUCAAGAUCUGGCAAUGUGGUGGCAGCAUUGAGUGGGUGCCAUGUUCGCGCGUUGGCCAUGUCUAUCGCGGUUUUAUGCCCUACAACUUUGGCAAAUUGGCGCAAGCCAAGAAGGGCCCAUUAAUUACGAUCAAUUACAAACGUGUCAUCGAGACUUGGUUUGACGACACACACAAAGAAUACUUCUAUACACGUGAACCGUUGGCGCGUUAUCUCGAUAUGGGCGAUAUUAGCGAACAAUUGGCGCUGAAGAAGCGUCUCAAUUGCAAAUCCUUCCAAUGGUUUAUGGACAAUAUAGCGUACGAUGUGUACGACAAAUUUCCCGCACUGCCAGCCAAUCUGCAUUGGGGCGAAUUGCGCUCCGUGGCCACAGAUGGUUGUCUCGAUUCGAUGGGUCGUCAACCACCGGCCAUUAUGGGCCUUUCACACUGCCAUGGCGGUGGCAAUAAUCAGCUGUUACGUUUGAAUGCCGCCGGCCAACUGGGUGCGGGUGAACGUUGUGUGGAGGCGGAUCGUCAGGGCAUUAAAUUAGCCGUUUGCCGUUUGGGUACCGUAGACGGGCCGUGGAAUUAUGAUGAGAACACCAAGCAUUUGCUGCAUCGCACGCACAAGAAAUGCAUGGCUGUGCAUCCGGUAACGCAGCAACUAUUUCUGGCACAUUGUGACGUCAACGAUGGCUACCAGCAAUGGUGGUUCAAAGCAAUCAAGCCACGGUGGUAAGCGGCAUGCCGCAACAGCAAUGCAGCAAGGGGUUUCAUUAGCAACGAGGAGAUUGUGAAAUGCAUUUGUUGAAGUUGAACAGAUUUUAGUGUUUUUAAAAUGAGUGAAGUUGCAAAGUGCAGUGAGAACAUAAUUUUACUAACGGGAUUGUUUGUAUGCAUUGCAUAUAUAUAUAUAUAUUUAUGUAUAUGUAUGUGUAAGUGUAUGUGCUCGUAAUUUUAACUAUAUAAGUGAAUUCGUACCGGCAAUUGUUUGGCGCACACUAAGUACGAAUGUUAUUAAAACCUUAUGGUUCGAAAAAAAAUACAAGCAAUGACUGUAACUAUUGUUAGGAAACGUUAGAAAAACAAAAAAAAAAAACAAUCAUAUUUACGUGUUUAUGUGAAAGAAGAAAGUAAAAGUUACACGACAUCGAUAACCGUUCCAAGCGUUUGUUUUAACGCUCAACUUUAUUAAGUUUUAACUAAGUACUGGCUGGUUUGAGAGGGGAAUUUGUAAAUGGCCUUGCACAUUUGAGAUCACGCUGACUGUUCGGCGCUAAAGCCCAAUGCAAACAUUUUUUAUAUGUGUAUGUAGGUAUAUUCUUUUAUUUUAUAGAUACAUAAUGAAAUGCUUCAACAUUGCCAACUUUACAUAGAAAAUUUUAAGAAAUUUUAUCUUCCAAUUGUUAUAAUUUAUUAAUUAAAUUACUAUGUAUUAGCAUAUGGGACAUUAGUUUCUGGUACAGUACUAUAAUUUAAGUGAAUCUUCUAAUUGAAACAACAACUUUUUGUAAUGUAAGUGUAUAACAUAUUUGUGUACAUGUAUUUCGUGUGUUGAUACAUAACGUUCAUUUAUCGUAACGAAAAUAUGUAUUUAAAAAAAAAUAUAUAUAUAUAUAUUAUCAAUGUACGAUGCGUGUGUACUACUUUACACACUUUUAACAAUUUUAUUUAUUUCUUAUUUAUAAAGGAAUUGCAAAUGUAGAAUAUAAGUCUGAAAAAAUAAACAUGCAAUAAAUGAUUUUAAUGUAAAGUGA